UACAUUACAUUAGGACGAUUACUUUUGUUGUAUUUAUACUACUUUUUUGUAUAUACGAUCAGUUGAGCAAAACAAAUCAAGAUGCCAAAGGGAAAAACAAAAAAGUUUAUUGACAAGAAGAAUUCUGUUACAUUCCACUUGGUUCAUCGUUCACAAAAAGAUCCAUUAGUGGCAGAUGAAACAGCACCACAAAGAGUCCUAGUUCCAGUUGCUGAUACACAAGCGGCAAAAACAGAGAAGAAAUCAUUAGACAGUGAAACACGCAAAAAGGAGCAGCAUAAAUAUGGGAUUUACUUUGACGAUGACUAUAAUUAUUUACAACAUCUUAAAGAUGUCAAUACAUUGUCAGUGGAAUGGGAACGCGUCGAGAACACGAAUAAUUCCAAAUGCGACAAGAGUGCUCCAAAAAUUAACUUACCAUCUUCGGUGUUUCAAUCAAAUGUCGAGGAAAAAGUUGGUAUGCUUAAUAAAGCAGCACCAGUUUCCGGGCCACGAUUAGAUUUAGACCCGGAUGUAGUCGCUGCAAUGGAUGAUGAUUUUGAUUUUGAUGAUCCUGAAAAUCAGUUAGAAGAUAAUUUCAUAGAAUUAGCUAAUGCUGGAAAUUGCGACAGCGAGGAUUCUGACAGAGAAUAUGAAUAUGAAUUAAACGAACCAAAAAAUAAAUAUAGUGAAUCAGAUGUCUCAUCUGAUGGUUACAUGGAUUUAUCCAAUGAGGAGGCAGAUGAAGUAUGUAGUUUGAAUGGACCUCAAUAUACUUUUAAGGAUGAAGAAACGAAAUCAAGGUUUACAGAAUAUUCUAUGAGUAGUAGCGUGAUGAGGAGGAACAAACAACUUACAUUGCUGGAUGACAAAUUUGAAAAGAUGUAUGCUGGAUACGAUGAAAAUGAAAUUGGUGCUUUAGAUUGCGACGAAAUAGAAGGAUAUAUAACGUAUGACUCUGAUCUUGUUAUGCAAUAUGCUGCUGAAUUUGAAAAGAAGCAAAGAGAAGACACGGAAAAUAUCACGGAACUUAUGAAAGACAGAAUGAAGAUUGUGGAACCAGAAUAUUCGAGUUCAGAAGAUGAACAUUUUGAAAAACUUCUUGUUACUGCUCGUGGAAGGGAUAAAUGGGACUGUGAAAGUAUUCUUAGCACAUAUAGUAACAUUUAUAAUCAUCCUAAAUUAAUAUCAGAACCUCCUAAGCGAUCAAAGAAAAUUGAAAUAGAUCGAAAAUCUGGUAUUCCGAAAAAUGUAUUAGGCAAUACUGGAAAAUUAACAGCUGAAACUUUGGCCCAAUUUGAUAUGGAAAAUAAUGUGCCAAAAGGCCUACAAUCCGUAGCGGAAAGUAGGAAAUCUACCUUAAGCAUUCUAAGUAUAAGACCCAAAGAGGAAACUCCUGACGGAAGAAAAGAAAGAAAGAAGCUGCUCAAAGAAUACAGAAAAGAAAGAAGGAUAGAGCGAAAGGCAAACACCGAAGCAUUUAAAGAAGAAAAGAAACGCCAAGAGAAGAUUCGAUUGAAUAACAAACAAAACAUUCAAGGAACUCGUAUAGUAUAAAAUUGUCAAAAUAAUAUGUUUUGCAACUACGAUUGUGUCUCAGGUUGCAGAUUUAACAACUUUGAUUUUAUGUAUAAAA
Messenger RNA from Mycetomoellerius zeteki, 1615 nucleotides. It is a transcript of the gene LTV1, whose product is annotated as LTV1 ribosome biogenesis factor. The transcript has 7 exons. The coding region runs from base 82 to 1536 and encodes 484 amino acids. The record is from RefSeq and is a predicted model, not a curated record. Gene Ontology annotation, cellular component: preribosome, small subunit precursor; nucleus; cytosol. Lineage: Eukaryota; Metazoa; Arthropoda; Insecta; Hymenoptera; Formicidae. Gene Ontology annotation, biological process: ribosomal small subunit export from nucleus; ribosomal small subunit biogenesis.